ACUGUAAUCACCAACAAAAAGAAAAAAAAAUAAGUAUCAGACCCUUUCCAUUUCUCUGAUGCCAUCUAAAUAUAUCCCAACAUCCUUUGUUCCUGUUAGAAUUUCCUUUUCUUUGGCGGCGGCCAAGGGGCAACGGCGAGGAGUAGCUGCGAGCCUGCUAGGGCUGACGGCUAGAUCCAGGGACGGCGCAGAGAAGAAGAAGAAGAGGCAGGGGAGGGCUUGAUAACUUACGGGAAGAACGAAAAAUCAUACUAUAAGAUUCAAAUUGGGAUGGAGAAGCCAGGAUCAGGAAAAACGGAGUUCGCGGUUGAUAAUGAAUUACCAUUCAUAUAUACAUGUUGUCUGUAUCCGAGCGAUUACGGAUUCGAAAAAGAAGCAAUGAUUCAAUUGUGGGUAGCUCAAGGCCUCUUUCCAUUUUCAAACAGAGAGGCUGAGGUCGAAGCUGCCAAAAUGUUUGCUUCUCUAAGUUCCCGUCAGUUUAUUGUCCCCAGCCCUCGUCACUUUAAUUAUGAAGCUAAUCCCUCCAAGAUCAGGUUCCCAUAUGAUACGACACAUGAAUACACAACCGUGUUGGAUAGUGGACAACCAGACAUGAUGGAUGAUGUACCUCAAACUAGUGUUAAGCACUUGUGCAUCGACAAUAAAAGCAGUCGACAAUUGAAUUUCAACUCAGCCUCAUUGAAAAGGUUUCCACAAUUGCAAACGCUUCUUUUCCUCUCUGCUGCACCUAGUUUACCUCUUGAAAGGCUCCUGCGUGAUGCCUUCUUCAGUCUCACCCACUUGGAAUCGUUGAUCCUUCGCACUAGUCAUAUAUCCGAGCUUCCUUUAUCCGUCCUUAAUUUGAAAUCGCUUCGAUAUCUUGAUCUCUCAUACACUUGCAUUCGAGAAUUGCCUCAAGCAAUCGUUAGCCUUGGGGAUCUUUCAAACUAUAAGGCUUAAAAGUUGUUCCAGCCUAAGACGUUUGCCUGAUGGCAUUGGGAAGCUCACCAAGUUGAGGCAUCUUGUUCUCGACAUUAUCAAGCAAUUGCAAUAUAUUCCUCCUGGAAUUGGUAACUUGACUGCUCUUCAGACUAUGUCCGCAUUUAUUGUUGGCAAUAACAACAAUGGGUGUCAGAUUGUGGAGCUUAAGAAUAUGACGAAUCUUACUGGCGAGCUUUGGAUCGUAAGUAUGGAGAAUGUCUCUCAUUGGGAGGAAGCAAGGGAUGCCAAUUUGAAGAGCAAGGAGUUUCUACGGAGCCUAUCAUUAAGAUGGAGUAUCGUAGCAGCACUAAGCAAUGAUGAUGCCACUAAACGACAAGAGCAAAUCCUUGAGUACCUACAACCCCCUUUGGGCAUUGAAGAGUUGAGAAUAUUGAGUUAUGGUGGUUUGAAGCUCCCAAGUUGGAUUGCUCACCCAUCUUAUCAGCAUCUAACACUCAUUGCGCUUCGUUGUUGUCUGAAUUGUUGUGAAUCCCUUACUCCUUUUGGUAAAUUGCCACGUCUCAAAUGUUUGUGUAUCAGCGGUAUGCAUCAACUCCAAAGAAUAGAUAAUAAGCAAUUGUGUGGUAGAGAUGGAGAUGAUAUGCCGACCUUUCCUUGUUUAAAGGAGCUGUCAUUGUAUGAAAUGCCGGCAUUGCAAGAGUGGGUAGGAGCACAAAAGGGGGACUUCCCAUGCUUAGAAAAGUUGGAGGUUGGAUUAUGCCCAAACUGGUUUCACUCCCAGUGCUUUCACACCUCUAUUCCCUUAAGGAAUUAAUAUUCUACUCUUGUCCAAAUAUAUCAUCUCUUCCUCGCAAUGGACAAUUUGCUACUACUCUUGAAUGUCUUGUAAUUACACACUGCCCUAAAUUAAAGAAAAUCUACGACCAAGUGAGAGGGAAGGAUUGGAGAAAGAUAGCUCAUGUUCGCUACAUAAGUAUUGAAUGAUCAAAGAGUGAGAAUGGAUUUCAUCAGUUACUGGUUGAGGAAUGUGCUUCAAAUAUUUGCUCUAUGCUGCCUGAGUGAACUAAGUUGAACACCUUUUGGACGUGAUCCUCUGCUACUUUUUUUUUUGGUCACUGCUUUUGGAGCUGAUCAGUUGGCCUCAAAAGUGUUUUACUUCUACUCCAAUAAAUUGUGCAAUGAUAGAAUUGUAGCAUAUACUCAUAUGCAUUUUGGGGUCAUACACACUUUUAAUUAUUUGUCAAUAUACUUUUUUUUAAGGAGCCAACCCUAUAAAAUUCCACAAAUUAUGUCGGUCAUAUGUCUUGAUUUCCAUACAGCACUCACCCAUCGGAUGAAUGUGGCAUAUUUAGCCAACCGACCCAUUUGUCAGUAUACUUUGAUAAGUAAACAUCUACUGUUUAA
Messenger RNA from Cuscuta campestris, 2325 nucleotides. The record is from the annotation of a GenBank genome assembly. NCBI's taxonomy places the organism in Eukaryota, Viridiplantae, Streptophyta, Magnoliopsida, Solanales, Convolvulaceae.